AUGAAACAGUUAUCCUGCGGCCUCUUGGCGGCCUCAGAUUGGAUAAAGGCUCAGACCAACGUUGGCCACCGCGCUUUGGACAGCGGCCGGAACGCCCUGCUGAAUAUCCAGGAACUGUCGAUCAGCCAACGCACCUACCCGGUGUCUGCAUAUAUAGCUGCCCCCGAUGAUUCGUGCAAGGGUGUCGUUCCGGGACUGGGACCAGGCACCCCCUCACAUAUGCUGGUAGAAGAGAUGCAAGCAUCUGGAAUCCAGAUACUACAGGCUCAGAUGAUGGAUCAGACGAAUAUUGCACUGGUCACCUUCGAGGGCCUACGUGUGCCACGCUUCGUCCGAUUUCUUGGGGCAGAGAUCCGCUGCUACCCACACCAUCCCCGCCAGCCGAUCUGCAAAACGUGCCUCAAACUGGGACACCGAGCCGACCACUGCCCCACACCGGACGUCACCAUUUGCGCACAGUGCGGCAUCGCAAAUCGCGCCCCAUCACACCCAUGCUUUCCCCGGUGCAAAUCAUGUGGAGGGGACCAUCCUACACCUCAACCGAAGUGCCCGCAAUGCCAGCGACAACCCUUCAACAGAGCCUGGGUGAAAAAAGCCAUCGAAGAUGAACAGCGGCAACUGAAGGCCUCCAACAAUGGGGCUCCUUCAUCAGAGAUAACCCCUGUUUCGGGAACAUCAUUCAAGAAAGCUGGCCGGCCUCGUUCGAAGACGCCGUCCAGAUCCCGCCCCAAGACUCGGGCAAACUCCAAGUCCCGUUCCCGAUCCCGCUUCCAGUCGUCCUCUGCCCGCAACCAGGUGAAGCGUCAGACUGCCCCGGUAUCUCAGGCAGCGCCGCUGCCCUUCAGGAAGGCACUACUAAGCAAGCCGGCAACUUCAGUAGCUACCCCAGACCAUCAGCAGCCCCGGGCUCCGGAGAACACCAAUGCCAAGGUGGCACCUCGGCAGGACCAGUGGUUGCGCGUGGUCCUUUCGAUGAACAUCUAG
This is a messenger RNA of Dermacentor silvarum, 984 nucleotides long. RefSeq lists its product as uncharacterized. The transcript is spliced from 3 exons. Lineage: Eukaryota; Metazoa; Arthropoda; Arachnida; Ixodida; Ixodidae. Bases 1 to 984 code for a protein of 327 amino acids. The record is from RefSeq and is a predicted model, not a curated record.